UCACUCAGUAAUUCUGCAGGCCACACUUAGCUCGUGUCCUUUGGAAAACUAACAUACAUGCCAGUUCCCUGUGGACAAGUCCUAUAAACACAUGAGAGGGAAGGAACACAGACAAACCAUGAAAAAGAUAUACAUUGGCAAAACUGCCUUAAAAGUCCCCCGAAAUGGUGGCAAACACCCCAAAAAAAGCUCAUUGCUGGAACAGAAGGAGGACUUGCGGAAAAGACUUUCCUACACAACACACAAACUUGAGCUGCUGCAAAGCGAGUUUGACUCCACUAGGCAGUACCUGGAGACCGAGCUACGCAGAGCACAGGAGGAGCUGGACAAGUUCACUGAUAAGCUGCGCAGAAUACAAAGCAGCUACUCGGCUCUGCAGAGGAUCAACCAAGAUCUGGAGGAAAAGAUCCACAGAAACUCACAGCACCAUGAUGAUGAAAAACGAGCUCUCAGCAGAGAGAUCAUUGUCCUCAACAACCACCUGAUGGAGGCAAAACUCACCAUUGAGAAGUUGCAAGAGGACAACGAUUUGUACAGAAAGGACUGUAACUUGGCUGCUCAGCUGCUUCAGUGCAACAAGUCUCUUUACAGGGCCCAGCUCUCUGAGCUGCCUGCUGAUUUUCAAGAGCGACUGACCAUGCACCUAGAAGAGUCUCCUCUCUGCCAUACCUACCCUGAGUCUGUGCCAGCUUCUCUCAUUGCCAAAGUGCUGGAGAAAACAGAUGAAGCCUGCAGCAGCAGCCAGGCCUCCCGCUCCCCCAGCCCCCAAACCCAGGACCACACUUUCAUUCUGGAGAGAUUGGGUGGGGAGCGGCUGGGGCUGCGUGCAGCCUACAAAUCUGACCUGUACAGCAGUGACACAGCCCUGUACUGCCCUGAUGACCGUCACCGUGAGCGAAGGCCCAGCAUGGAUCUUCACGGUCAGAGGAAGCUUCUGUAUGGACCUCAGAACUCCACUGACAGCACCCCAGAGGAGGGUUCAGUGGGGUUGAGAGCCGGCUUCUCCCAGGAGCACUUUGCCAAGUUCCCUGCUACAUUGGGGGGAGGCUCCAGCUCUUACUCCAGCUUCAGUGGAGGAGGGUCUGAGGACAAAGGCAACGAGGCGCCCAGCAGUGCAGCUUCCUCCCCACACCAUCACUCCCUCUACAUGGACUGGAGGGAUGCAGGGGACUAUGAAAGAAAGAGUGACUCAUCCUGGGAGAGGGACAGUCCAGGAGGCUUUGGCAAUGCUCAUUCCUUCCAACAGACGGAGCUUAGCCACCACCAGAACGGCAGCUCACCAGUCUACAGCCGCACCAUGUCCUCCUGUUUCAGUGAGCCCUACGAGCCACUUCCUCCAUCUUCUUCACCAAGUGUGGCCUAUGGAGACAGUCGUCGAGGCAGCACAUUAGCACCUGAGGAGGAGGAGCUAAUUGGUAGAUGGAGACAGCUCAGUGUUGAGGACUUAAGUGCCCAGAGUUAUCGCAGCCCAGGCCGAGCAUCACCUUACAGCUUCUCAGAGCAGCAUUUCUCCGUCCGGCCUGCUAAGAUCCGGCUUGGACCGCUCUACAGCAGCUUCCAAGAAGGGGCUGAUUACUACCAUCAUGGAGCGGGUGCCAUGGACCCGGUGUGGGUCGCUGCUAGUCCCAGCCCCGAAUGCAGCCCAGGUCUGCGACAGGCGCACAGCCAAGCACACCUGUACCGAGCAGAGGACAGCCAGGGUUCGGAGCACAGCCUCUACCACUCAGGAAGCUCCAAGGAUAGGGAGGGGAACGUUGCUGCUGGGGGCCAGAGCACCGAUUAUGUAGACCCAAGUCCUAACAGCUCCACCGAGUCUCUCAACCAGAGGUCCCUGGAGAUGGCUGCAGAGAUGCAGCACUAUCAAGUGGAGAUGCACAACAUGCCUGCACAGGUCAGCCAGUCGCCACCACCUGCCCCACCUCCUCCUCCCCCAUACAACCAAAAAUUUGGCUCUCUGGGACUUUCAAGGAAGGACAGUCUAACUAAGGCCCAGCUUUAUGGAACACUUCUGAACUAAAGGACUUUCUAGUCAGGCUCAGUCUUUAAUAGAACACACAAGGCAUUGGUAUGUGCAGCUGCACCUUCUGUUGGUGCUACCAUUUGAUAAAAAGUAGUCCAACAAGCAGCCAGGUGCCAAAUCAUUCAUAAAAUGUAACUACUGCAGAUGACUUAAAAGCCUUGAUUGAAUGGCAGUGGAUAGCAACUGUUUACAACUCAUAUGUCUGGAAGAAAGAAAUCAUGAUUCAAGAUCUUGAUGAGCAGGAACACACAUAGUGGAGCUCAUGGAACUAUUAAAACACAUAAGAAAGUGUUUGCAUUUGAAUUACAAAUCUAAGAAAAUAUAUACUUACUAAAAAUCGAAUGAUAUAUUUUGUAUGUUGCUGUUAGAAACGAAAUACAUCUAAAACAUGCAAAUCCGCCUGAUGAUCCUGGAACUUGUAUAUAAAUUCAAAACUGCAGAUGCUCUUUUGAAAACUCUUCCCUGUGAACUCGUUAUUUUUAAACAGCAUUGGCUUUAUGAAGAUUGCUGAGUUUGGAAAGAAAACAAAUGAACCCCUUAGAUGACACCAUACAUUUUUCUUCUGUUAAUUGAAUUUGACAAUAUUGAUAAAUGUGUUUUGUUUAAACGUUUUGAGGUGUAAACAUCUGUUUUAGCGGUCAGUAUUACUUUAUUUUUUGCUUUUUUUUUUGUCCCUACUGAGAGGUUUUCCUGCCCCCAUUCUACCUCAGAUAUGGAUCUCCACACCCCAUUGAGCCCCUGUAACCCCGUUUCUUUGACAAUGAUGCAUGUUUAAAUAUUUUGGUUGUUUUGUUCACUUAAUAAAGCACAAAUUAUACACAGAA
Messenger RNA from Melanotaenia boesemani (Boeseman's rainbowfish), 2844 nucleotides. RefSeq lists its product as uncharacterized. The record is from RefSeq and is a predicted model, not a curated record. Bases 92 to 2017 code for a protein of 641 amino acids. Gene Ontology annotation, cellular component: synapse. The transcript has 6 exons. NCBI's taxonomy places the organism in Eukaryota, Metazoa, Chordata, Actinopteri, Atheriniformes, Melanotaeniidae.